AUGGAUUCUGAAGGAGAUAAGGCCAGCAGUGUGGACGGUCAAUCAGAACACGCCCUCGAAGUUAUUCCCGGAUUGGCUGCGAUUCGUUUUGUUGAUUUACCUGAGGAACUGCUCUCACCCGAGCCGAUAAUAUUUGACAAUCUCAGGAAGUUAUUGCCGCGUGCGGAUGCAGUUGUAUUUAAUUCCUAUGCGGAAGUGAACCCCGCUCCUCUAAUCUCAGACCUUAGGUCCAAUUUCCGGAAGCUGCUUAACGUGGGUUGUACCAGUGUAAAGAUUCCAACAGCAGUGCAUGUUCCGUCGAGAUUGGACCAAACUGAGUGCUUGGAGUUGCUAGAUUAUCAGCAGAAGCCAGAGUUUUGCGGAGAGGACGUGCUCCUAUGGGAAAAUUGUUCUCUGGUACCGCAAAGCCAAAUCCUCUCACAUCCAUCAACCAGGGCGUUUAUAUCACACUGGGGGUACAGUUUAGUGUUUGAGAGUGUCAUCGGCGAAGUUCCCAUAAUAUGCAUACCCCAAUGGAUCGAUCAAUUCACUGAUUCAAGGAUGGUGGAGGACGUGUGGGGGAUAGGAGUGAGAGUCGAAGUUCGUACAAUUAGUAAGAAUGGGAUGGUUAAGUGCUUGAAGAUGAUUUUGGGAGAUGGCGGAGGAGGAAAGAAGAUGAGAGAAAAGAUUAAGGCUAUCAAAGAGGCGAUAAUGGAGCCCGUUGGCCCCAAUGGGGGUGCUUCCAAAGAUUUCAAGAGAGCUUGGCGGAGCUGA
Punica granatum (pomegranate) is the source of this 753-nucleotide messenger RNA. The record is from RefSeq and is a predicted model, not a curated record. NCBI's taxonomy places the organism in Eukaryota, Viridiplantae, Streptophyta, Magnoliopsida, Myrtales, Lythraceae.